AUGAAGGCCACGACGAAGGUGGUGAGCUUUGGCCUCAACUUCAACGGGCAGUUGGGGUACGAAUGCUACGAUAACAAGAAUCCACGAUCCGUCAACGCGCCGUCUGAUCUAAUCUCCCUUCACGCCGGAUGGAACUGCUCCGUCGCAGUGAAUAGUGAAGGCACGCCCUACUUCUGGGGUACGAUGCCGUCCAAGUACGACGGCAAGGCCAAGUUCCUGGAGCCUUCGCCCCUCCCCGCCAUCUCCAUCGGGUUCAAGCUGGCCCACCGCCGAAUGCUAAUGGCUCCUACGACUACGGCCGUAGAGGACGGAACGGCGUACAGCUUCGGGCAGGGCGAGUGGGGCAAGCUGGGCCACGGCGGCGCGGCCAACGAGCAGCACCCGAAGCAGCUUGAGGUCCAGGGCAAGGUCACUCAGAUUGGCGUCGGAGACCAGCACUCGGUCCUUCUCACCGACGGAGGCCACGUCUACACGUUUGGCCAGGGCAUCUAUGGUCAGCUGGGCCACGGCACCCGCAAGGACCUCGACCGACCGAAGCGAGUCGAGGCUCUCGUUCGGGCGCAGCAAACGAUAACGUCGAUCGGCGUGGGGUUCGAUCAGACCUUUGCUAUCAACGCCGACGGCGUCGUGCAUUCGUGGGGCCGCCAGGGUCCUUGGCUGGGACACGCCGCGCAGCCCGAUCACGUUAAGCAGCCGCAGGAGGUCGGCCUGCUCAAGAACAAAGCCAAGAUCAUGCAGGUGGCCGCCGGCAAGCAGCAUACGUUGCUUCUGACGAUCGACGGCAAGGUCUACUCCAUGGGCAAGAACAAGGACGGCUGCCUCGGUCAGGGCAAGACGGUGAAGAAGGAGACGGCCAAUCCGAUGCCCAUCACCUCCCUGAACAACUACGUCAUCACCCAGGUGGCCGCCGGCGAGAAGCACUCGGUCGUGCUGGCUUCAGACGGCAGCGUGCUCACUUUCGGCAGCGGCUCCAAUGGUCGAUUGGGGCACGGAGACACCAAGAACCAGGACGUGCCUCGAACGGUGCAGGGCGUGUUCGACAAGGCGUGCGCGAUUGCCGCCGGCUUCGAGCACACGAUUGUGCUCACUGGCCAGCUUCCGUCCCCUGCGACUGAUGAGAAGAAGACCAAGAAGUCGAAAAAGUCGAGCGGCUCGUCCGACCUGAAGAGCUCCAAGUCGAGCACCAAGUCCAAGCUGAGCUCCAAGGCCUCUUCGCGCAAGGCCGGCAAAGGCAAUUACUCGGGGUUCAAUAGCAGCUCGGAGGACAGCGAAGACGAGGGUGAAGAGGAGGAGGAGGAAGAGGACUCUAAGAAGAGCAAGAAGAAGUCCAGCAAGAAGAAGGCCAUCAAGGGCAAGCUCGACCCGGACCUGGAGGCCAUGCUCAAGGAGCUCGGCCUGCUCGAGGCGGCUCCCGUCUUCAUCAAGGCCGGCAUCACGUGGACCGGUGACCUGGACGAACUGGGCCUCGACGUGGGUCCCCGCGUCGCCAUCGCCAACUACCUGCAGACGGCCAAGAACAAAUUCAAGGUGGGUGAGUCCGGCAGCAUCAAGGCCACGAUCGAGAGCCAGGACCUGGUCUUCCACAAGAAGCUGGGCGAGGGCAACUUCGGCGACGUGUGGCAGGGCAAGCUGCGCGGAACGACCACCGUGGCGAUCAAGACCAUUCGGUCAGAGGACAAAUCCGCGUUUCUCCUCGAGGCCCACAUCAUGGCGCAGCUGCCGGCGCACCCCAACGUCGUGACAUUCUUCGGUCUUUCCUCGUGCGAUGAAAAGAACGAGCUGUUCCUGGUCACCGAGUUCGUUGCCGAUGGCUCGCUGGAUCGCUUCCUCACCGAGAACAUUGGCAAGAUAGGAACGGAGACGUUGAUUCAGAUGACGAGAGACAUGGCCGCUGGGUGCGACCAUCUGUCGACGCACGGCAUCGUCCACAGGGAUUUGGCGGCACGCAACUUGUUGCUGGAGAUCAAGCGAAAUGGCGAGCACCACGUCAAGGUGUGCGAUUUCGGUCUCUCGCGCGGGCUGAUCGAGAACGAGUACAACUCGCAAAUGAAGAACGUGCCCGUGCGGUGGACCGCGCCCGAGGCCUUCAAGUACCGUAAGUACACCACGAAGAGCGACGUGUGGAGCUUCGCCGUCACGCUGUGGGAGAUCUUCUCGUUCGGCCAGACGCCCUACACGGGCAUGUCGCCCCUCCAGGUGGUCAAGGCCCUGGACAGCGGGUACCGGCUGUCGCGGCCCGAGUUCUGCCCGAAGCGGCUGUACGACGAGAUCAUCUGCAAGUGCCUCACGUUCGACCCGGAGGCGCGGCCCACGUUCAACGAGAUCUUCAAGAAGCUCGAGGAGCUCUACCCCAACGGCAAGAUCAGCGAGGCCGAGCUGCAGGAGCUGCGGGCGUCGCGAGAGCAGCAGAGCGUGGAUGACAAGCUGGACCACACCACGCGCGACAUGUUCGUCGUCGAGAACGAAGACCAAUACGACGACACCGAGACCGGCGAAUACGCGUCGGAGUACAACAAGUCUGCGGGCAACGGAGAGGCGGAGGUGAAGGCGAAGCAGGACAAGCCCAAGAAGCCGAAGAAAAAGAAGAAGGAGAAGGACGGAGGCGAAGACGAGGCCAAGACGAAGACCAAGAAAAAGAAGAAGACGAAGACGAACGGCGACGACAGCAGCGAGAUGGGGAAGGACAAGACGAAGAAGGACAAGCCCAAGAAGAAGAAGAAACCGGCCGAGAACGCCGCCCCCAAGCCGGGCGAGUACGCGUCGGGCGUCAGCCUGGAAUUUCAGAGCCAGAUGGAGGACAGCGGGCAUUACCUCGUGGACCCGCCCUCCCCGACCACCCCGCCCGCCAAGACCACCACGGCGCCCAGCAGACUCGGCAUGAGCCACGCCGAAAUGGAGAACAUGACCGAGUACGCCUAG
This is a messenger RNA of Acanthamoeba castellanii str. Neff, 2919 nucleotides long. RefSeq names its product protein kinase domain containing protein. NCBI's taxonomy places the organism in Eukaryota, Discosea, Longamoebia, Acanthamoebidae. Bases 1 to 2919 code for a protein of 972 amino acids. The transcript has 18 exons. Gene Ontology annotation, cellular component: signaling receptor complex. Gene Ontology annotation, biological process: cell surface receptor protein tyrosine kinase signaling pathway; positive regulation of kinase activity; multicellular organism development. Gene Ontology annotation, molecular function: transmembrane receptor protein tyrosine kinase activity; ATP binding. The record is from RefSeq and is a predicted model, not a curated record.